UCAAAAUUUGAACCGUUUUGUGUGCUUGUUGUAGGCUGAGCCUGGGGGGUGACACCGCAAAUUCCCGGAUUACUGGAGACUCUAUACACCGUCCUGAGAGCAGAGCAUACACUGCGGAGAGCGGACUGCUGACAGCAUGGAUCCCUUCACAGAGAAAUUACUUGAAAGGACGCGAGCAAGGAGAGAGAAUCUUCAAAAGAAGAUGGCGGACAGACCCACGGCCGGAGCACGGGUGGCAGCAUUAAACAAAAGGCCGCUUACAGAAACCAAUCGUCAGCCUCCCGUACAAGCUGAAGAAGUGAAACCAUGCUCGAAACCAUCUCCCUCAAAGAGACGCUGCUCUGAUGAAAACAAAAUAUUGGGAACUGAGAACAAACAACCAAAAAGUCCAGAGAUUGUUAAAAAUACACAGCCAGAGAUUGUUGCGCAGCCACAAGUGAGGCCCACAGAACCGACUCCACCAAGAACCAUUGUAACCAGUAAAGAGGAGCCGAAAGUCCACUCUGAGGAUCAUGGGGCACCUUCAGUGAGGAGUCGUAUGCAGAGGCUUGCUGAUCAGCGGAGAUAUUGGGAUAAUAAUGGUAACAAGAGUAGCCCACCAAGUUCCCCUCCUAUUAGCAACCCACCCAAAGAAAUUGUACCUUCCCCUCCAAAGACACAGACUUCCAUAAUUAACCCUGAAACUCCCAUGAACCGGAGAGGUCGUUUCGCUAACCUGGCUGCCACGAUCGGGUCCUGGGAAGACGACUUGAGUCAUCCAAGUGUUAAACCAAACAAUACACAAGAAAAGCCUGGUACCGCUUGUUUAUCGAAAGUGUCCGCUGCCAGUUCAGCAUCUUCCAGCAUCAAUAGUCAUACUGUCCGGCAGGAAGCUUUCUCUCAAAAACCCAAAGAGGAGCCUGUGAAAAAAGCCACGCUCCCUAGCACGCUGGUGUCUACACGUUCUGAAUCAAAACUUUCAAGUGCUCCAGUAGCAAACACCAUUAUUAAUGAUGCACCAAAAGAUAAAGUCACAAAUGUCCCUUCCAAGUUGAAGGAGAGGAAUGAACAACCAGCUCAAAUAGAAAAGUCUGUGUCAGCCAACGUCUCUACCCCACAGAGAGCAGAGAGACCAACCUCAAAAAUAUUCACCACUUUCCAAGCAACCCCUAGGGAAGAAUUCAGUAGAACACCUGUAGGGCAAAGAGACAAGACUGUAACACCAGGUGGUCCGGGAGUUAAGUCGUUCCUGGAGCGAUUUGGGGAGAAGUGUCAUGAACGCACGCCUGUUAACACAACACCUGGAAACUCUGCACUGAAGUCUUCUGCGGUGACGCCAACAACAAAAAGUAUCCAGGAAAGGCUUUUAAAGCAGACUGAUGUGUCCAGUACUGCUAGCUUAGCACAGCAGCAGAAAAAGGAACGUGAAAAGGAACUUUCAGCCAUUCGUUCCCGAUUUGAUAAAGGCAGUGUCUGGCCGGCAGAUAAGGAAGGCGCAGCUAAAACCAAGCAUCAGGAGACACAAAGGGAAAUUCAAGCUCAUCCAGUGACUUCUAGCAAGCCACCAAAGCCAAUCUCCCAACCAGCUGUUGAGCGAGUGCCUGUCUCCCCACAGAAGGGCACAGCAAGUGGCACCCAACAAAAGAUUGCUGAAUAUGUAAAAAGUCCUGAGAAAUCUGCACAACCCUCUUUAGUGACCAAAGAAAAGCAAGCCUUCAGUAACGAAGUGAAGUCUAGUGGGGAUAAAGUGGAAGUGAUAAGAGAGAUUGAGAUGAAUGUAGAUGGAAGCAUUGAUGAGACUAACAGCUCAGAAGUGAUCACCAGCAUAUUUAGUGAUGCUCUUGAAAACGAGGAUGAAGAUGUAGAUGAAGUAUGUACUCGGCAUGUGGAAAGGAUUUCAGAUGAUACAGAAAGCAAUAAAGAAGGCGAUGACAGUUCUGUUGACGAAGAUGAUGAUGCGCUCAACAUUUCUUCAAUGUCUUUGCUAACUCCAUUAGCAGAGACGGUUGGAGUUGGAAGUCCAGAGUCCCUACUGUCUCUCUCACUAUCGCCCUCCAAGGUACACGCAGAGACUAGUGCAAGUUCUGAUAGCCCUAAAUCGGUAAAGUUUCAAAGGACCAGGGUACCCAGGGCAGAAUCAAAGGACAGUUUUAGAUCCAUAGAGGAAAAUCAAAAUCUCUUGUACAGCAUCGAUGCAUACCGAUCACAGAGAUUUAAAGAGGCCGAUCGUCCUCAGGUAGUGCAAACAAUUGUGCGCAAAGAAGAUGUGUCUUCCCGAAUGGAGGAAGCAAAGUAUGCAUCUCCCCGGAAUGUUAAUAUCAAACAGAAACUAAAGAUAUUAAAUAAUGAAAUCAACAUGCAACAAACUGUGAUCCAUCAGGCUAGUCAGGCUCUUAAUUGCUGCACAGACGAGGAGCAUGGUAAAGGAACACAGACAGAAGCAGAGGCAGAACGCUUACUGCUGUUUGCAACUGAGAAAAGAGCAAUUUUGCUUGCUGAGAUUAACAAAUUGAAGAGUGAAGGUCCCCAGAAAAGACCACAGCCUUCAGCUUAUGAGAGCACUCCAUCCAGAGGCCUUAUAUCUAUUUCUGAGAUAUUUCUGCCUAUCAAGCCUGAUUUUAUUUGCAAUACAUCUCAGAGACCAGAUGCAGCAAACUAUUACUUCUUUAUAGUCAUUCGAGCUGGAGCAGAAAACAUGGUGGCAACGCCCCUUGCCAGUAUUUCUAGUUCAAUGAAAGGAGAUGCUCUAACUUUUCCAACCACCUUUACACUUGAGGAUGUUUCUAAUGAUUUCAACAUUCAUGUUGACGUGUACAGUUUGGCACAAAAAAAAGAGAGCUCUGCUCUUGAUAAAAGGAAAAAGGCUGGAAAGACUAAGGCAAUCACUCCAAAAAGACUGCUUACUUCUAUUACAAAAAGUAACAUUCACACACCAGCCUUGGCCAGUCCAGGAGGUCGCAAUGCUGUCCGCACCAGCUACUUUGUUCUUGUUGGAUCUCACAAGCUCUCGCUAUCGUCCAUUGGUUGCAACAAGUUUCUCUUAGACAAGGUUCCAUUUUUGUCUCCUUUAGAAGGCCAUGUCUGUCUAAAAAUCAAGUGCCAAGUCAAUUCCUUUUUUGAAGAAAAGGGCUUUAUGACUAUGUUUGAAGAUGUAAGUGGCUUUGGAGCUUGGCAUCGGCGUUGGUGCGUUCUGUCGGGUUAUUGUAUAUCUUACUGGACAUAUCCAGAUGAUGAAAAACGAAAGAACCCUAUUGGCAGAAUAAACUUGGCAAACUGUACAAGCAGGAAAAUCGAACCAGCCAACCGGGAAUUCUGCGCCCGACCCAAUACGUUGGAGCUUAUUACAGUGCGUCCACAGAGAGAGGGUGACAGAGAAACUUUAGUUAGCCAAUGCCGGGACACACUGUGCGUUACCAAGAACUGGUUAUCUGCAGACACUAAAGAUGAACGAAAUCUCUGGAUGCAAAAGCUUAACCAGGUCAUUGUGGAUCUUCGCAUGUGGCAGCCAGAUGCUUGCUAUAGACCAGCUACCAAAGUUUAAAAGAAAUUGUGGAUGUUUACUGAACCUGCGUCUUGUCCCAUAGUUCAUCUAGUUUUUGUGUGUGUGUUUUUUUUUUAUUUGUAUGCUUUUUAAAACUAUAUUCUGCCUUUUUGUUGUGUAUCAUUUUUCAUCAAACUGAGGCGUUUUAUUACUAAAUUUCCCUUGGCCUCCUGGAUAAAAUUUGGGUGAGUUAGUGAUUUUGUUGCUAGGAAUCUGAAUCUAACCCUACAUAAUACCACUGAGGGAUAGUGCCUGUAGUAUUUGUAUUGUUUUACUCCUUUAUUUUGGCAGUGAAAAUUUUGCUUUUUGUGAGCGCUUUAAUUUCCUGCUACCUUAUGUGCAAUAUUCAAACCUUUCUUUGGGCAGAAUUGCCACAACAGUUUUACUUUUAUAUAUUUAAAAAAGAAAAAGCUAUUUUAAUUACUUUAAAAACAUGAGCACAGUCCGUAGAUGUUUUUCCAGCUUAGCUUUUUUUUUCCCCUCACUCUGAAACUUCAACAUGGAGUUAUUUGAAGCUCAAAACGAAUGCUUCAGUGGCUUCCACUGUUUUGAAUUGUACAGUUUAUGCAUUAUUUAAAUACCACACUGUUUCAGGAUCUGUUGUGCGAUUUAUUAGUUAAAUAAAAAUGUAUUAUUUUUUUAAUAAACAUGUCGUACUUACCCCCACUGUGCAGCUCGUUUUGCACAGA
This is a messenger RNA of Rana temporaria (common frog), 4209 nucleotides long. It is a transcript of the gene ANLN, whose product is annotated as anillin actin binding protein. Lineage: Eukaryota; Metazoa; Chordata; Amphibia; Anura; Ranidae. Gene Ontology annotation, cellular component: actomyosin contractile ring. The transcript is spliced from 24 exons. The record is from RefSeq and is a predicted model, not a curated record. The coding region runs from base 137 to 3520 and encodes 1127 amino acids. Gene Ontology annotation, biological process: actomyosin contractile ring assembly; septin ring organization; mitotic cytokinesis.